GCGCAUGCGCCUUGAGCUCAAACGGUCGACAUGGCAAAGAUACGACUUUAGCCGUUAACGUGCUACUUUAGCGUUUAGCUUCAAACCGGCUCCGAUGGUGUCAGUUUGAAAAGCAGCUUUCAUCGACACCGUUCCCUCCUUUAAGGUUUAAACAGGGAGGCUGAUAUUCAUCCCUCAAGUUCCCAGGGAUCCCUCAGCUUGCCCUGAUGAAAGCCGAGCAAGAUGGAGACCUCCUCGAAGAGGACUCUCCUCAGGAUAAUGGCGUCCAGACAAACCAGUACAGCGCCAUCUCUCCUCCUGCCUCACCCGACACCCAGGAUGAACCCUUCUCCACAUACUUUGAAGAAAAGGUGGCCAUUCCCAGCGAUGUCAGCCAGGUAUUCAGUUUCCGUAAACUCUGGGCCUUCACUGGACCGGGUUUUUUGAUGAGCAUCGCUUACUUGGAUCCAGGGAACAUCGAGUCUGACCUCCAGUCUGGAGCUAAAGCUGGCUUUAAGCUCCUAUGGGUGCUCCUUGGAGCCACCAUCAUUGGGCUGCUGUUGCAGAGGUUAGCUGCACGCCUCGGGGUCGUCACCGGGAUGCACCUGGCUGAAGUCUGCAACCGCCAAUAUCCCACAGUUCCUCGGGUCAUCCUGUGGCUGAUGGUGGAACUGGCAAUUAUUGGCUCAGACAUGCAGGAGGUCAUUGGCUGUGCUAUAGCUCUCAACCUCCUCUCUGUGGGCAGGAUUCCCCUGUGGGCAGGAGUCCUCAUCACAAUCACAGACACAUUUGUGUUCCUUUUUCUAGACAAAUACGGGCUGAGGAAACUUGAAGCUUUCUUUGGCUUUCUCAUCACCAUAAUGGCUCUUAGCUUCGGUUAUGAGUAUGUGCUGGUAAAACCAGACCAAGGGGAGCUGCUGAAGGGGAUGUUCUUACCUUACUGUGCCGGGUGUGGGCCUGUGCAGCUUGAGCAGGCAGUGGGAAUCGUAGGCGCUGUCAUCAUGCCGCACAACAUCUACCUGCACUCAGCGCUGGUCAAGUCUCGGGAUAUCGAUCGCAAAAAUAAGAAGGACGUGAAGGAAGCCAAUAAGUACUUCUUCAUCGAGUCCACUAUCGCUCUCUUCAUCUCGUUCCUCAUCAACGUCUUUGUCGUAGCCGUCUUUGCUCAGGCCUUCUACAAUAAAACCAAUAUAGAAGUGAAUGCUUUAUGCAACGCGACCGGCAGCCCUCACACAAAUCUCUUCCCUCUUAACAACGGCACACUGGAGGUGGACAUCUACAAAGGGGGAGUCGUCCUGGGCUGUUUCUUCGGCCCUGCAGCCCUCUACAUCUGGGCAAUAGGGAUCCUUGCAGCUGGGCAGAGUUCCACCAUGACGGGUACUUACUCUGGGCAGUUUGUUAUGGAGGGCUUCCUGAACCUGCGGUGGUCCCGGUUUGCCCGAGUGCUGCUGACCCGCUCCAUCGCCAUCACGCCCACUCUGCUGGUGGCCAUUUUUCAGGAUGUUCAUCAUUUGACGGGGAUGAACGACUUCCUCAACGUGCUCCAAAGCAUGCAGCUUCCAUUCGCUCUGAUCCCAAUUCUGACCUUCACCAGUCUGACGUCCAUAAUGAACGACUUUGCAAACGGACUGGUGUGGAAGAUUUCUGGAGGCGUCGUCAUCCUGGUGGUUUGUGCAAUCAACAUGUACUUUGUGGUGGUUUACGUCACGGCGCUGAACAGCGUGCUGCUCUACGUUCUCGCUGCUCUGCUCUCCAUAGCCUAUUUGUGCUUUGUAGGCUACCUGGCAUGGCACUGUUUGGUUGCUUUGGGGGUUUCCUGCCUGGACUUUGGCAGCAGGACUCACAUGGGACUCUCACGGCACACAGACAUUUACUUACUGAACGACAUGGACGCUGAUUCCCUGGUUGACAGAUAGGAGGACACAUGUUGUGAACACUGUAGUGAGGAUGACCUGACUGAAGCCCGGGCCAGUAUAUUCUGUUCGUCCUCACCUUUCUGUGCCUAACACAUUUCUUUAAGUGCCUUAUAGUUCAAACAAUGAGGGACGCUUCCCAUCACAAACGUCUCUCAUGAAUAAUGUUUAUGCAAAUAAUGGUUAAAGCAAUAUUGUAGUGUCAUAAACAUGUGCAUUGUCAUGAUUACAUUACUUGGGAUCAAAAACUAACAAGGUGAAAGCUUGCCAACAGCCAAACAUCAGACCCAGCUAAUACUACUUACCAGUCCAACACCAAGAAGUCCAGCUUGCCGUCUUUUAUUUCUCUAAGCUCUCGCCAAUGACUAAAAAGUCAGUCCCAGAUUUACUCAUCUGGCAGCUUCUUGCUCGUUCACUUUCUCGUUUUCUUUUCUCAGCAUCUUAUGUCAAUGUCCCCUUCGGCCUUUUCGCCUCGCUCCAUUUCGUCCAUAAAGGCUGCUGUGCCUGGUUACAUUACCCGCUUACCCAGCUCUGGUUCUGGCAUGACACAUGCUCCAGUGAGCAUUCGCCCAGGCCUGAAAACGUCUUCCUCGGUUGUCCAAAAACGUCUGUGGUACAAGAGUUGAGUCACAGCAGCCAGAGGGCACCAGAGGGAAGAACAAAAAAACACUUUCACCAUUAAAAUAUGAUCCAGUUUCACCAAAAUCAGUUGAAAUAGUUGGUGGUGUGUGCCGUAAAGUGUUACAUACUAACGUGAGCACAAAGUUACAAAGUGCAGAAACAUGCAUACAGAGCACAGAGUGGGUUCAGGUUCCCGUGACUGUGAAUCACUCCUUUUUAAAUGACUGAACCGUUACAAUAACACCAUAACUAACUGUCCAGUGAUAGUUAAUGAACCGACGCUGCUGUGAUGAAGUUUUUCAAUCCAGAAAUGGCACAAUAAUAGUCACUAUUCUGCAUCGUUGAGACUACACUGAGGGCUACACUAAAGACUCUGUAGACAUUAGUCACCCCUGUGAAAACACCAAAGCUCAACGUUAACAGUUCUUUAAAUGUUAAAUGUCAAUGUUGAAACAUUCAUCUAGAUGUUAAUAUUGGACUAUUUAAUUGUUUGUUAAUAUAUUAAAUAUAUACAAGGUAUUUAUGUGUGAUUAGUCACACUUUUUCUUGUGUUUUAUACCACAUAGAGGAGAAUGACAGUUUUAUGUCAUUGUGUAUACAGUUAUGCAGUCUGUUUUUUUAAUUCUGGGCAUUUCUUCUUUUGGAAAUAAAACCAAGCCUUAUGAAGAUUGGUCAUAAAAAUGGCUGCUAAUUGUUAAUUAUUAAUUAUUAAUCAUUUCUCUGGUCCUUGUGGGCAUAAAAAAAAAAAAGACACUGGCAGCAAACUUUAAGCUACACGAACAUACAUGUGUAUGUUUUCUCUGCAUGUGUUUACAUUCCCAUUUAAUUCAUUUAGAUUUUUUAUUUUUUUUGGUUGAAUGCUGUACUCAGCUCAGCGUUUCUCAUCAAUCAUUAGAAUUUAAUAAUUUGUUAGCUUGUGUUAUUUUUAUUUAACUUUUCUCUCCGUUAAACUUAGGCCAGUAUGUUUCAAAAACUGUUUAUUAAUGUGUAUGUUUUUAAAAAUGCUACUUCAACUUGUGUAUAGUUUUAGUGGACGUUUAGUUUCUUCAUUUUCUUUAUCUUCUUUUGGGGAUUUUUUUUGUUUUUGUUUCUGGAUGAACCAAGAUGUGUGCACGAGUUGUCGUGUGCACUCUUGUUACAGAAAAACAAAACAUUUAAUUUCUCAAAUGAAUAUGGAGGAAGAAAUUAAGCAGUUGGCAUUGUGGUGCAAACAGGUUGAGGUACAGUGAAUGGUAAAUAUGAAAAGUAAUGAAAUGGUCUGAAACAUGAAUAGGUGCUAAUAUGACAAAUAGCUUUUAAUUGUAACAGGCUGAUACUUAGAGACCAGACAAAACACUAUUGACUUCAUGAUUGUGCUCGGUUGGUUUGGGCUGAUAUCUAAACCAAACCUUUUUUCUUUUCUCUAUCUCAAAAAUAAAAAAAAUAAAACUGCACUUGUGUGCAGACGACCACAAUGCCUCCUGUGUUCACCAGUGUGCCUAUUCACUAUUCAGUCAGUCAAAAACAGUUACACACUAAUACAAGAAACCCACGUCACUGUAGGUGGAACAACACAGCUGUAGCACGUUGAGUAGAAUCAUUGUCAGAAUAUACGUUGUAGGGAUUUUCUUUAGCCUUUUUGUUCUGCAUUUGCCAUAAUUUUUUCUUAGGAAGUGUGUAUGAAUUUAUCCAGUGGGACAUACAAUUGUGUAAUAUUAAAUAGGUUUAAUAAUUUCUCAUGUGACAAAUUCCAACUUUGAUUUAAAUGAAUGUUUUAACGUAUAUAACUAAGAUGUCAUGCCAAAUAAAAACCAAAUAUUUGUGCAAA
Larimichthys crocea (large yellow croaker) is the source of this 4320-nucleotide messenger RNA. Its product is annotated as natural resistance-associated macrophage protein 2. Gene Ontology annotation, molecular function: manganese ion transmembrane transporter activity; cadmium ion transmembrane transporter activity; iron ion transmembrane transporter activity. Gene Ontology annotation, cellular component: plasma membrane; lysosomal membrane; endosome membrane. Bases 207 to 1895 code for a protein of 562 amino acids. The record is from RefSeq and is a predicted model, not a curated record. Gene Ontology annotation, biological process: iron ion transmembrane transport; manganese ion transport. The transcript is spliced from 17 exons. NCBI's taxonomy places the organism in Eukaryota, Metazoa, Chordata, Actinopteri, Sciaenidae.